Molecule: messenger RNA, 903 nt
Organism: Eimeria tenella
Lineage: Eukaryota; Apicomplexa; Conoidasida; Eucoccidiorida; Eimeriidae
Product: CAM kinase, CDPK family, putative
Exons: 8
Biological process (GO): peptidyl-serine phosphorylation; intracellular signal transduction; protein autophosphorylation
Cellular component (GO): cytoplasm; nucleus
Molecular function (GO): ATP binding; calcium/calmodulin-dependent protein kinase activity; calmodulin binding
Source: RefSeq, a predicted model, not a curated record
AUGAGAGCUAUGCACGGGACAGUUUAUUAUGUUGCCCCCGAAGUAAUGGAUGGCAAGUACAACCACCUCUGCGACGUCUGGAGCAUAGGGGUGAUAGUGUACAUGUUGCUGUCUGGGACUCCUCCUUUUGGGGGCAAAACAGAUUUGGAAAUAAUAAUUAAAAUUAAAAGAUGCAGUUUGACAUUUGAUGGUCCUGGAUGGAAAGGGGUUUCAUCUCUCGCCAAGUCCUUCAUUUCUGCGCUGCUCAAGCGAAACCCUCGGGAGCGGCUCACUGCAGCACAGGCGCUGCAGCACAGGUGGUUAGCAGCAACAGAAACAGAAUUAAGAAGUUAUCCAAUUGACAUUCAAGUUUUGAAAAGCAUGCAGAGGUUUGCGUCCUGCACCACCAUUCAAAGAGCGGCCCUAGGGCUAAUUGCUUUGUCUAUGCCGAGCAAAGAUUUAGACGAAUUGGAAAAGCUUUUUUGGGCUUUAGACCAGGAGGGCACAGGAACGAUCAAGGUCGAGGGUUUAGUGGACAUAUUAGUCACCAAGCUCAAAAUCCCAGAGGCGGAGGCGCGCAGGAUUUUCCACCGCAUAGACUUGACAGGGGACCAGGAAAUAAACUACAGCGAGUUUUUGGCUGCGACGUUUCAAACCCAAGUGUCCCUGAGUCAAUCCUUGAUUAGAGAAGCUUUCGAGAGGCUGGACGUGGACCACCGCGGCCAAAUUAGCCUCGAAAAUCUGCGGCAAAUUCUGGGGGACUCUUAUGGAGGGUUUUUGGCGGAAGAGAUUUUGGCCCAGUGCGACAUUAAGAAGAAUGGAGUUAUUGAGUUCGACGAGUUUAUGGUGGCUCUUGUGGGCGCGGAAACCCUCGAGAAGGAAAAUUCUUCCCUCAAACUGCGUGGGCCAGAGGAGGCUGACCUG